This is a messenger RNA of Trichobilharzia regenti, 5505 nucleotides long. Lineage: Eukaryota; Metazoa; Platyhelminthes; Trematoda; Strigeidida; Schistosomatidae. The record is from the annotation of a GenBank genome assembly.
AUGCCAGUAUUAUGGUUUAAAACAGUUGGAUCGCGAAAACAAUCAACCGCUUCAGCGGAAUUUGAAAGAAAUGAAGAUUGUGGAGUGGAAAAGACAUCUCUAACUAAUGUGUCAGCUGACUGUAAGUCCAAGGAGGAGGAGAUGGAUACACAUGGAAGGCGAUUUUUGCGUUUUCUUAAAACUGGUAACAUAAAGAAAUCGAAAAAACAGAAAAUGGAUUUAAUCGCUGAUGAGGUAUCACCAUUUGAAGCAAUCAGAAACGCUUCAGAGAAACAUUCACAGUUUGCAAAAUAUUUAGCCUUGGAAAGUUCUACUAAUCUGAGUAUGACAUAUCUUCCAUCAACUGUUAAAAUGAGCUUACAGUGGCCUGAAGAAGAAAAGUCCAGUAAUUCUGAACCUGAAGAAAGAGAAAUUUUACCGUUUCAAACUAAUGAAAGUGUUAACACAUUGACUGGUGACUACGAGGACGACAGACACAAUAACAUCGUUGUACGACCUCCUAAAUAUGGUCAAAGAAUUCCAAGUACUACACAAUCAGAUAAUCUUUCAGAUAUGUCCACUGAGAGAAUAUCAAAGUUGUAUACAAAAAGUGAAAAAGUUUAUCCACCUACUCCUGUUGUCUGUAAAUCAGCAGUAGCUCUUCGUCAUCCACGGACACCUACAUUAGGAAGAGCCGCGCUUUUUGUCCGUGCUUCAUAUACGAGUAUAGAUAAGUCAGCAGCAGCAUCUAAUAUGACACUUUGCAAGAAAAAUACUGAAAGGGAUACCAGCAUUUUGAAUGAUUCUCAAUCGAAUAACUUUCCAAAUUUAUCAAGUGUACAUUCAAGUUACAUAAGCCGAAGUUCAAGCAUAAACUGUGAACUUCGAGAUUUCAGCCAAAAUCCACAAACAAGCAACAGUCAGCCUUCCGUGAAAAAUGACUCACUAUCUCAAAGAGAUAUCCUGGGCCACACCUCUAGAAUUAGUCAUUAUUCAACGAAAAUUCCAGCAAGUACAUCAAACAGACAUAGCUGUCAUGCUUACGAUACAGUACCACUAGACAAACUGGAGUGUUUAAAACUGAUUCCUUCAGUUCAGAUGUUGAAUAAACCCUCAGAAACAAGAUCUAUAUCUUCCAAAACAACAACAGUCAAAUCUCCUAGAUGCGUUUCGCAUGAAUUUAAAGUGGUGGACGGCGUUCCAAAAUCGCAGUCACAUUCUUCUGGAUACAAUUAUAAAGCAAAUGGGGUUGACAUCUACAAAACUGAAAAACAUACAGAUAAUGCAUCGACUAUUUCAUCAUCAAUAAUUAAGGGAUUACUACCGAAUAACAAUCAGCUAUCUGAAAAGUCUUCAGUGCUACGUUUUGAAUCUAGUCGUUCACUAGAGGUUUCAAGUCCCAAUUAUGAUUCUCCAUCAUCUUCUAAAAGCUGUAACAUUGUUUUAAAUUUACGUAAACCAGUUAAAACGCCAAAAGCUACAGUACAAUCUAUUAAACGGGAGCCUAACCAAAAAACCACUAGCUCAGAACUGCCAAUACAUGCGAAAUUUCAGGAAACAUGCAAAUCGAGCACACCGAUUACUCUCAGAUCAAGCGAAGAUCAAGUGAAAAACCACUGCGAACUAAAUAACCAGUCGACUUCGUUGUCAAAGCAAAAAGUUAAAUCAAAAAGGAAAACGUAUCAGUCAUCAUGCAGACAAACAACAGAAUCCACUCAGCAAUCAUAUAAUGGUCAACAUUUGAACGCAUCUAUUAGUACUGGAUCUCUCAGAAAGUCUGCACCUGCACAAUCUAGUAAAAGUAAAGACGAGUUAUCUACUGGCGGUUCGUCUUCUGUAGACAUUGGAUGGGUGGGGUCUAUCACGUUGAGAAGACAUGAUAAACCAGAAUUGGAAAAUGAACAACACAGAGAUGUUUCUCUUCGGAUUUCAAUACAGGAAGUUAAAAAUUUGUCUGCCAAAGGACGAUACUUUUGUGAAAUAUGCUUGGAUCGUAUACUUUAUGCACGCACCACAAGUAAACUCUCAGAUGGUACAGUAUUCUGGGGUGAACAGUUUGAUUUAAAUAAUCUACCUCCAAUAUCUAUUAUGACGAUCAAUUUGUUCAGACAAGGAAGUUCUUUCAAGGACAAACGACAGAGAAGUAAAAGCCAAAAUCAAUUUAUCGCCUAUGUCACUAUUCCACUCAAUGAUCAAUCAAAACAAUGCGAAGUACAACAAUGGUUCACAAUGCAACCUCCACAACUCGGUCCAAAUUUAAAUUAUCUCGAAAGCCUACAAGGUAGUCAGCAGCAUCAACUACAAGAACAAAAUGACGCGAAUCAAUCUUCACUAAUGAAUUCAGUUAGCGGACGAUCUGGACGCUUUAGAAAACAUUCUACUCCAGCUACAUGUUUUGGUUAUUCCAGUGCAUUUUCAGGAAUAAAUAACUCACAGAAUUCAAAUAACAAACCAACUUAUGAUGAAGUAAAGUAUACUCCUAUUGAACAGUCGAAGAAGAAAACUUCAUGGACAGCUGGUAUUAGUACAGAUAUAAAUAUGAAUAAAAAUAAUAAAUGUAGUCCUAAAUCGUCACUUAUUACAAAUAAUACUCCAUGUCAUUCACCAAACAGCAAUUCAAGUACGACAAAUUUUAUUCUACCUGAAAAUUCUUUACCUCAAAUAAGAAUGAAAAUUCAUUAUGAAGUUGUUGACAUUCUACCUAUUGUAUGUUAUGAUGCGCUAAAAGAGUUCAUUAAAACAAAAUAUUUGGAUUUAAUCAAGAGUUUAGAAGUAAAAUUAUCUGCUAAACAAAAAGAAGAAUUAGCUAGUUGUCUUGUGAAUAUUUUUGAAAAGUCAUCAGACCUGUCGGUAGCUGAGUUGCUGACAGAAUUGCUGCGUGAAGAUAUAAAUAACAAUGGCAAUGGAUCAAUGAUAUUUCGCGCCAAUUCUACUGGAUCAAAAGCAAUGGAGUGUUACAUUAAACUGGUUGGAUCUGAUUACUUGAAGUACCUUUUGAGUUCAACAAUCGAUCAGCUACUUGUCAUUGAAGAUGAAUUCGAAGUAGAUCCUUCAAGAGUGGGAAACACGAAUGAUACAUCAAAUUCAUCAAAUAACCGCAGUCCAUUACACACGAUAUUAGAAAGAAAUCGCGCGGCCUUAUUGAAAUAUGUUGCUGUGAUAUGGCGAAGGAUUCAGACCAGUCAAUGUAAAAUACCUAGAGAAUUACGUGAAGUCUUUAUUGCAUUAGCAGCUGCUGUCGAAGAAACCCAUGGAGUUCAGUCAGCUGCACAUCUUAUUUCAAGCUGUUUAUUUCUGCGUUUCAUAUGUCCAGCUAUUCACGGUCCAGUUCUAUUCGGUUUAACUUCAUCAAUACCAGAAGAUAAUCGUAUACCUAGAAAUUUAACAUUAAUAGCUAAAGUUCUGCAGAAUUUAGCUAAUUUAACCUUGUUUGAAGAUAAAGAGCCUCAUAUGAAAUCUCUGAAUUCAUUUGUUGAACAAGAAAUCCCGGUCAUGUAUAAAUUCCUUCGAUCAAUUUCAACAACUGACGAUUCAAGUUACCAGUCGUCUCCUGCUACUAACUGUCAUGAAUUUAUUGAAUUAGGAUAUGAAUUUGCCAAACUUACCCAAUUACUUAACGUUCAUGUAAAUAAAAUUAGUAUCACUCCUAGAAUUGCAGAAUUGCCAAGUCUUUUACAAGAUAUAACAGACGCAUUAAACAAUCAUGUUUUAAUAUCAUGGACUCAUAAGAGAAUGUGUAAUUGUGAAAAAUUCACAAAUAAUCUACAAAAUUCAAUGGCCUGUCGGUGUGGAAUGCCAAGACACCAUAGCUUUGAUGUACAAAAUUCUAUUUCAACUGCAGGUAGUAGAAGACAAUCCGAAACGAUCACAACUAACCCACCUGUGACUAAUGUGUAUGAAGUAAACAGAAAAGAAUUACCCGCCAAUAUGAAAACAGUCCAAAAUCAACAAAUCAGAUACACUACCAACAAUGAAGAUUCAAACAUUUCAUCGAUUAAUGGUAACAAUGAAGGUGGACGAACUUCAGCUACAAAAGAAGAAGAUUCAUGGAGUUCCUCAGUUACUCAAAAAGACUAUUUACCACGUAAAUUUAGUUCUGCUGAUGUGAAAUUUAAACGAAUAAAUGUAAAUACUCCUGAAAAUUCGGAAAACAUGGAAGAGCUAAUGAGUCAGUAUCGUGAGCAAUUACGUCAAUUAAAUGAGUGUAUUGAAAAAGUUCAGCCAAACUCUUAUCAUUCUGUCUCAAAUAUUUCGCGUAAUUUAAGUCAAUCAACACAAUCUGUACAUAAGACAAAGUAUCAUCCUUCAGAAAGAGAGAUGAUUACGUAUAAUCCUUACACGCCAACCGUUAAUGGUUCAACAAUCAAAAAUCAUUUAGCUGAUGACAGAAUUGAAAAGGAUUUUUUUAAACAAAAUGUGAAUGAACGCGGUCAUCAUUAUCAUCACACGAGAAAAAAGAUAACUGAUUCGAAAUCAGAUAAUUCUACACCGAUAUCAACAGGUCGUAUGUUGGGCAAUACCUAUCGUCUGCAUGAAAGGUCAAAUAAUCUAAUGAAUGUUAAUUCACUACUUAAUAAUAAUAAUACUAAUAACAAUAAUACUAGUGAAGAUGAUAUUAAUGGAAUGUUGAUACCAAUCAAUACGACAUCCAUUAAUACAGAUCAAACAAGCACAAGUGACAGUGACUAUAAUUACAAUGAUGAUGAUCGGAUAACAGAUUGUAGUACGGGGAAUACAAGUGAAUGCAAAAGAAAAGUCACUCCAAAGAAAAAUACAGCAAGGAAAAUUUCUAGCAAAAGACAGACUCAUCUGUCUGAAUCACCAAGUUUAGAUCAGUUGGCUGAAAGAUUGCAAGAAUUGAAAAAAAUGCUUCAACUAGAACGUCAAGAAAUUGAAGAAGUAGUAGCCUCUAAAACUGAAGUAAUAAAACAGCAAGAAAAAUCAAUUGAACAAUUAGAAUCAGAACUUGAUCAAUUGCGUCGAGAAUGUCGACCAUCAAAAGUGAAGCCACCCAAUGGUAAGCGUACUAGUAAGUCGACAUCGCGUACAGUAAGUCCAUCUUCUUCCUUCUCAUCAGAAUGCUAUACAUCUAAUUUAUCCGAUUUAAAUCAAACUUGUCAUGGCUAUUAUCAUCAUCAACAUCAUCAAAAUAUGAAUACUGUUACCAGUAAUAAUUUUAGUAAUGACAAUAACUGUAAUGAUAUUCAUAUUGACGACAGUCAUCAUAACAAUAAUAAUUCAGUGGAUGCGAUGAGUACUACUUAUCACAGCAAUCAAGGCUUGAAUACUAUUGGUUGUAGUGAGGCAGCCAGUAUGGAAAAUUAUCGUACACAAAGUUUUCGUGAGAAGUUACCUUGGCAUGGACAAAUAAAUAAUCGAGAAACACCGGUUAGAUGUGAUUCAAAUUUACUCUACCUAUCAAGAGGCAAUGAAGGAGCAAGUAUGUCAUUAGGACAUUUAAUUGAAGCAGAUCGUUCAAUACAGAUGAAACGUCAUAUUUCUGAAACUAAAAUGCUACCUCACUAA